GUACGCUGGUACGCUGUCGAGUCAAGUACAGUGAACGGUGUACCUGCUGAAUAGCUUUGAUCCUGGGUUUGUAGGGAAUCCGGAUGUUAUUUAGGCUUAAUUGCUUUCCUGUAUGUUUACAGCAAUUGACGAAAUAGUUCCUAUUGAGGUAAUAGCAGUGCAGUUUUACGACAGUUUCCAGUUUUGAUCACAGAAAGAGCGGUGUGCUCAUUCUCCCUUCUCCGAUUCACCUGUGUAUGUAGCCAAAGUUUACCGUUAUUCAACUUGGCCUGCUGUACGGAAUUUGAAACGAGUGUGAAAUCUGAGCUUUUGAACUUUACAUUCGGAGAUUUACUGUGUCCAGGGCCAAGGUUUUGCAACCAUAUUGCACUACUGUUUUUACUUUGUACCGUACGAAUUACUGGUUUGCAAACAAACAGAAAAAAUACUGUUCAGUGUUGUGCUGUCCUACUGUAUUAUAGUAUAGGGCCUCACUAGGCCUAGGCCCUAGCUUAGACCAGCCUCAGGAAAGGAGGCCCUAAACUAAGCCCUACUAAUAAGCUUGCAGGAGCUGAGCUUGGCUAGAAGUCUAUUUGGGGCUAUACCUAGUAGGACUAUCCUGUGUUGUGAUGGAAAUGGAAUUUAGAUGGCCUACUUAUUUCAUCUCGUCUGAUUAUAUGGGGAAUUGAACAAUGCAUUCCAGUCGUAAGAAGGGGAAAAUGCCUUUGAUGAAGAAGACAGUGGAGGUUGGCAGAGCGCAAAAUGGCUACGGAUUCACUUUAGCUGGUCAAGCCCCAUGUUUUUUGAGCUGUAUCUUAAGUGGCAGUCCAUCUGAACAGGCCAAUUUGAAGCCUGGAGACCGCGUUUUAGCUAUUAAUGGAAAAAAUGUAUCGCGUAUGAGCCAUGAGCAAGUUGUUAAGCUCAUUGGUUCUGCAGUUGACGUUCUUAGGAUCACAGUUGCCGAGCAGGAACCAUGUGAAUCAUCAGAUGAUGAGUAUAACCCCAGGCCAAGAUCAAGGUACUCAAAUGCACGACCGAAAAGUACCCCACCGGUUGGAAUAAACCAACAUGAAUCAGCGGUAGACAGUUUCAUUCAGGGUAAAUAUACCAACAGUGGAUUUAAUGGUGGACCACAGCUUUAUGGACCUGGGAAAAUACCAAGCAAUCAAAUGAUAUCAGCUGAGCAAGCUAGACUUGCCCCAGGUCAUUUGAGUCCAUUUAACAAGUCCGGUAGAGCAGAGAUUCUCUUACGAAAGUCCUCCACACAGCGGGAAGAUACUAACAAUUGGAGUGGUAAAGCUUCAGCAAGGAAUAAUGUUCCACCAAAGGUACGACGAUCCAAGAGAAAUUCAGAAGGCAGGACAAAAUCAAACUCGCUUCAUUAUCAAAAGUCUUAUGAUCAGGAAUCUUAUGAUGUUAAAAACGAUGCUAUGGCUCAGAGGUCAAUGACACCAGUCCAGUUGUCCAAUAUAUUAUAUCCGUCCUUACAACCUCAUCCGGCAUCUCAGGGAAGACAGUCUGCACCUCCAAGUGGUCAAGCAUCAAUGCGUGUUGUGGUUGGUUAUUUAGGAUCUAUUGAUAUCCCAGCAUCGGCAAACCUUCCAACAGCAAGUUUGCAAGCCAUACGUGGAUGUGUACGCAGAUUGCGCGUGGAACAGCGUAUUCAUUCUGCUGUUUUGAUGGAAAUUAGUGAAAGCGGUGUGCGUCUUGUUAAUAAAGCACGACGGACAAUGGUUGUAUAUCCUGCGGAUUGUGUUGCAUUUAGUGGCGUUUGCCCUGAUGAUAAACGAUUUUUUGGUAUAGUCACUGCCCAGAAUGUCUAUGAUGCAUUUGAUGGCAAUAGUGAUGAUGAGGAUGAUCCUGUUGGAAGUUCGUGCCAUGUGUUUUUAGCCAAUCCAGAAAUCAGUCCUCAUAGCGUACAUGCUAAACUUGCCCUUGAGUUUGGGAUAAAUUGUACGCUCGACCCACACUACAAUGGGUGCAUAGAGUUCCCCCAUUCUUCUAAACCCAUACUUCGGGCUAUCAGUAUGCUGUACAGUGAUCGCAACAAUGGAAUCUACCAGGCGGCCGAUUCACCAUUCUAUCGUGGUCGACACAGUAACAGUAACAGCAGCACGAGUGAUAGCGGGAUUGGUUAUGGUAAAGACUCAACAGAAGUUAAUGGAGUUUCAGUAGCCAAUAAUAAUAAUGCAGUUCCAAUCCUAGAUGUUGCUAGUCAUAUUCGAGCUAAACGUAAUGCAGAAAUAAACAGUCAUUCCACGAGCCAUUCCCAUAAUUCCAACCACAACGUACACGUAGUACGAGCUGAAAUAAAUUCUUCCUCGGAUUUUCCAUACUCGAUAUCAUCUUCUGCUUCUCCGGCUUCAAUUGAAACUUCACCACAGAAUAACUUGACUAGUAGGCUGACUCCUCGAGCCAGGCCUAACCCGGUUGGAUUUGGGAAUCCAGGAAUGCAAGGAGGGAAACAGGCUGGACUUGGAGGGACACCUCUGAGUGCUGGAAGCUUACAACAGUUGCAUCAGAUCAUGCAGCAGCGACAGCAGAAGCAAUUAGAAGAUGAUGAGGAUGGAGAUGUGGACGAUGAAUCAGAGGAUGAGGACUUUUUGAGGUCGCAAGGUCAGCAAGUACAUGGGCUGCCGCCCCUCCCUCAUGGCAGGCACUCGAUGUAUGCCAAGUUGGAUAAUACUGGAAAUAAUAAACCUAACACAGGAAAUCUUCAGCGACAGGAUCAAAACAGGUUCAGUGAUGGAUCGGAUACAUGGUCUGUGAGGAGGGCGUCAAGACCCAAGAGACUGAUUAGAAAAAAUGAACCAGGAUGUCAAGAGUCCAUGGCUGCAUCUGACUCUGAGGUGCCAAAUGGUGAACCUAGAUUACGUACCAACAGCUUAUCAAGUGCAACCAGUAGCCUCAGCAUACAUGGACGCUCCAGGGAAUGUGCCAGGAGGGUGUCUGGCUGGGCUGUCAGCUUUGAUCGUCUGCUAGCUGAUGAGCUGGGAGUAGUAUGUUUUACAGAAUUCCUGAAGAAGGAAUUCAGUGAGGAAAACAUCCUAUUUUGGAUUGCAUGCGAGAAGUUUAGCAAGUUAACAAACCGAUCCAAGAUCAAAAAGAAGGCUCAAGAAAUCUACAACACAUUUCUAACGGAGAGUGCAAUUCACCCGGUCAAUUUAGACGGCACGGUAAAACAGAUGGUUGAAAAUAACCUCAGUUCACCGACAUCACACACAUACCAGUAUGCGCAGCAACAGAUCUUCCAUCUGAUGAAAUACGACAGCUAUGCAAGAUUUUUAAAAUGCGACCUGUAUAAAGAGUGUAUUAUGGCGGAGAUGGAAGGACGCCCUCUACCAAUCCAAGUUUCUGAUAGCAAUGGCAAUGACCAAGUAACGGGUAAAGGCAAAGACCGAAUACCGACAAGUCUUUCAAGUAAUGUUUCGUUGUCCGAUGAGAGUACUAUUAAUUCUCAUUCUGAUAGCAAGAAAUGGAAGAAGUCAAUUUUACCUUGGAAUAGAAGAACUAGGAAGACAAGUUCUUCCAAGGACAACUUAAGUCGCCAGAAUUCCGCAUCAAGUGAAGACGCAAGAAAUAGUGGUGAUUUUGGUCAGGUUUUUUGCCAUGAUAAUAAGUUAGAGGUGCCAAAACAGACAGCGAAGCUUCAACAAUCUAAGCAUUACAUGCGUGUCAUGAUUCCUAAUGACUCUUGUACCAGGGUACUGAUCCGCCGUGGAUAUACUAUGCGGUCCGCCAUAGCAAGUAUUUGUGAGCAGCGACACAUUCCAAUGGCUGCCAUGGAGGUGUUCUUCGCAGACACUAAAGAGGUGGUUGAUCUGGAACAGGACAUGGCGAACAUUGGCCCUCGGGAAGUGGUCAUCGAGAAACGGGUUUUAUUUAAAAUUGAGUUGCCUAACAAGAGGGUGAUAGGAGUGAAGUCUAAGCCAACAAAGAAGUUGUAUGAAGUCCUUAAGCCAAUCACGCACAAGUACCAGCUGAUCCUGGAUGCCAUGGUGGUACAUCUAAUGGGAUCACCAGUACCACUGGACAUGGACAUGGUCGUUGAGUCACUGGACAACAAACGUAUAUUGAUUGAGACCGUUGAACAAUACAGCUCUGGGACCUACAAGAUGAAUGGUGCUACAUCCGCUGUACCACCGCCGGUGAACACCAAACUUCACAAAUCCUUGUCUGCAGAAAGCGUCUUGACUCAUGGCUCCGCAAAAUAUAUGAAUCAACGCAAGCAGAACGGUAACGCUCAUAAGGCAACAUCAGAAAAGGUUCAGAAGCAACCAAAAGAUGUCAACUCAACUCUUGGAAGAAGAAUAAAAAGUCCAUUAAAGAAAAUCUCAAAUAAAAGCAAGGACAAUCUCAACCCAAAAGAUGCUGAUGAUUUGAUAGCUGCUGUGUCAAAAGCCCAAGGAAGUCGAUUGAAUGAUCAGCGUGGCUUGACCAUCCUCAACCUUGAGUUGCCAGACUUCCUCAAGAAAUCCUCACCAUCAGCUGGUGUGAAUCCUCCGGAGAACCGUCCACGUACCUCAAUGGGAAUCACCAACAUCUACCAACUACCAGAGUUCUUGCAAAAUGAUGAGGACAACCCAAGGGAUACCAAAACACCAAAGAACCGCAACAGAAACCAAUAUUUUAGGUCGAAAUCAACACCACCAAUACCGCAAAACUACCAGACACCAACAACCUUUCCCGAUGGAAUAUUGCCAACGCAUCACCAAGCUGAGGAGAUUUUUGGUUCACGUAACACCAACAUGUCCUCUCCACACUUCAAUGAUUCCAUUGUUAAAAACAGUUUCCGUGAAACAAAUUGGACCUUGGAUACCUCUUCUCAUGUACAUAAAUUACCGGGAAAACGUAGCCUCGGAUAUGCAAGAAGUCGGUCGGAACAGUUGCUACACAAAUCGGGGCUUAAUUCAAGGAGUUAUUCUCAGAAUUCCUUACGGAAUGAGGACUUAAAUGGAAAUGAUGGGAAGCCUUUAACACGAGGCAACAGCUUGCAUUACCAGGAAGAUCCAGAGUCGGACGGUGAAGAGGAAGAGGGAGAUUAUUAUCAGGAUCCGAACUCUAAUAAUUCCAGUGUUCUUCCUCCACCACCGGUGCUGGAUGGAAACACAACAUUGGAUAUUGAUAUGCCAAACUUUUCACCCCCAACUCCAAUCAGCUACCCAUCUCCUCCGGUGUACCGAAAGGCACAGUCUUCCAAGGGCAGUACACUGCCGGGGUCUGAUCAGCACCCUGUUCCUAUUACUGAUCGUCGUAAUGAUGUCGAUGAAGACUUGGGUGCCCUACCACCAUCUCCAUCCACUCAUGACCUCAUUUUAAGCGUGGAUCAAGAAGAUUUUAAUCAGGUGAUGUCACAAUCAAAAGAGUCUAAAUCUACACCUCCUGAAGAACCGUCACAAUGUAAUGCCUCCGGCAUCAACCAGAAGCUUGCAUCCAAACCAGAUGUCACGUUGUCUGCCAUCAAUGUCCUAGAAAAACAGGAUAAACGUUCCAGGAUGGGAAUCUCAUUUCCAUCAGGAACCACACUACAAACACCAGUAAAAUCAGAAAAUCCCUCCCCGACCAAACCAAGCCCCACAGAUAAACGCUUUGUAAUUAGUAAGGACGGUCGGCGAUUGAGGGCUACAUUUGUGUAGCUCAGGUUGUUACACAAUGCAAGUAGAACUCUUUAUUUAUUAGAGUUCAUUUUUAAUUUUAAAAAAAGACAUAUUUGCCUUUAAAAAGUUUGGUCUUUUGAAUAUUAUGGUAUACUAUGUAGGUUGGCUACAUUUAUUAACUGAUGAAAAAUACUAUAUUUCUAUAAUUUGUUCUUGUGAAUGGAUAUCUCAUCAGGCAAGAAUUAAAAUAUGCUUUUCUUUAAACAAAGCUCCAGCUACACUUUUUCUCAUAAUUUUAGAUUUUAGUACAAUAACAAUUUGAAGAAAUUGUACAAGAAAUUGCAACAAGAAAAAUUGCUAUUUUAUCAGUUCCAAGUCGGAAAUAUGGGCACAUGCGAAUAUGCAGAAAAUUAAAACAGAUUAAACAGAAAGUAAAGAAAAUUUGUGGUCGGGGCUUGCCUUUAUCAUAACAGUCAUUUAUAUACUUAAUUAUCUAUUGUACUUAAUUAAAUUAGACAAAUGAUUUAUAUGAAAUGCAUUAUACCUUGAUUUAAUAAUUUUGAAAUUUGUAAACUUAAAGAUUUUAUAAGAAAGUAUAAUACAUACUCCAAGUAUUGAAAUACACGCCAAUGUGUUGGGAUUCAAUAUUUCGACAUUAAUUAUGUCAUCAUCAGGAAUGAUAAAGAUUUUAUAUUUGUGGUUUACUUGGCAAUUAUGCAAAUUACCUGAUGCUUCCCAAUCGUAAAUAAUUGUUUUGGGGUAGCAUUGUAAAGUAAAUUUGAAACAUAACAGUAUAGACAAAUUUUGUGAAAACUAAAAAAAGUUGUUUUUGUUUUUUAUUUUUAUUGAAUUUUAAAGGGUAAUUCUUACAGCAAAGCUGAGUAUUUAGAAACACUGAAAGCGAGCACUAGCUUCGCCCAGCAGUUGCUGGUCAAUGCGAUCCUAUGGAAAACGCAUCGCCACAAUGCACGUCCAUCCACAUUUAAAGAAUAGCAUCAUAACCACAAAUCCAAAGCAUUUCUCCAAGACUAACAUUCCUAUUAUUAUAUUUAAUAUAUCUGCCAAAUAUUUUUAGAAAAAUAUUGAAUUAUUUUAUUUGUAAUAUACCUGUAGAGUAACUAAAAAUACCUUGAUAAAUAUUAAAUAACAAAGCCUUGCCUAAUAGUUUGAUAACAUUUUUUGCAUUUGCGAAAGUAUAUAUUCUGCAGAAAACUAUUUGCAUUUUGCAAUAUUAUAUGGUCAUCUUGAGUGUGUACUUGCUAAUUAACAAACCUUGCUUUGAGAAAUUAUAACUUCUAUAUUUUAUUGGUGCAAAUUUAUAACUUAUAUUUCUGUUAUUAAACAUGCCAGUAAAAUAUGUGUAAAUACUUUUAAAUUAUUUACCUGAUAAAGGGUAAGUUGUAAUAUUUGUAUUUGGUAGAAAAUUGGAGUUAUUAUUUGUGAACCAUAAUAUACUUUCUUUGUGUUACUUCAUGACUAUUUAAUUUCAACUGGGAGGAAAGAGACAAUGGUGCACAAAGUAAUAUUAGGGAGCUUCGAUUGUAAAACGUAAUGGCUUUUCAUAAAGUUGUCUGUGCAUGUGAGAACGUUAAGUUUUCAUUUUCGAGUGGAUUCUAGGAUGCAAACUGCCCAAAUUUACAUUGUACAGAGAAUAUAGAGGUUACGCAUGAGUGAAUCUGUUCUAAUAUCACAUCAAAAUCUCCCUAUUAAAGGUGUAUUUUCUCCUGAAAAUAGUAAACUAAUUUUGCAAUUAACUUGAUCGUUUUUGCAGUAACAUACAAAUUAUUUACUUGAGCAUAGGAAUUAUUGAAUAUUUGCCAUGAUUUUUAUACUGGAAUGAUAACAAUAAUACAAACACUUCCAGUGAGCAAGUUAAUUUAAAAAAUGAUUUUUAUGAUUUUUUUUUUUUUUUAAUUGUUUUUCAUGGGACAAUACAUCUUUAAACUAGUGUUAUCAGGGAACAUAUAAAACAGGUUUGUUUAGACUAGUAUGCAUGGCUACCAUUAUCAACGUAAUUUUGAAUUGGGUUUCAUCAUAGGUAAGAGUUGGUACACUACAAAAUUCAUCACUGCUUUCAUAUCAAAUAUUUAUGACAUCAUGUUAAUGCUAUCAAGUUUGAUUUGUCUUUUUUCAAAGAGGUGGAGAUGGUGGAAUGUUUAUGUUUAAUAGAAAAAUGUGUGAUUUACAGAAUGUAAUGAAUGUAAAUAAUUUAUAUAAUUCUGAGCUUAUUAACAUGUCAGUUACAUUUAUAUAUAUAAUCAUGAUGAAAUAAGGUUGCAAAGCUGCAUAUAUUAUAUAAUUUACAUGUAUAUAAUACACUUCAUGUGUGACAAUAUUAACAGUAUUAUUGUAUUAUAUAGUUUAUCAAGUAUCAACAAAAGUCUGACAGAUAAAGGUGGAUUUUGUACUUUAAAAUCACAUUUUAGUCCGACUGAUACAUUUCAUAUAAUGUGGUAUUAAUCUUUCUUAUAGGAAAUUUAGAAAAUUAUGUCAGUUUUCUGUUACUGCUCUUGUGUGAUACAAACAAUGUAUGACAUAAUUUCUUCCAAUUCCAGUAUUGUGUUGUAAAUAUUAUUUAAGGCAUACAAUAUAAAAAUUUAUAUUUUUCUCAGCUAGGAAAUUUAUAUAACCAUGAAUUUUGACUCAAUGGCCAUGCUUCUGUAGUCAAUCAGAAAUGAUCAGAUACUUAAUUUGUGGUGAUCCUAGUCUGCACAAUCAGUCUUGCUUAUCAGAUAAAAUUGCUUGUUUUAAUUGGGUUUUAAAAAAAAAAUUCAUCGCUCAUGUGAAACUUGAGUAUGUAUGCUUACUGCCAAUACUACCGAGGUAGUUCUUUAUCAUACUUGGCUUGAAUAAGAUAGUAUAAUACAUACUGCAAUUAUCGAAAUGCAUGCCAUCGUGUUGGGAUUCAAUAUCUCGACAUUAAUUAUGUCAUCAUCAGGAAUGAGGCUUGCAUUCCCAAAAUCAGUGUACUGUUGCUAAUUGUUAAACUGAGUAAUUAUAAGAACAUGGGUAUUGUAUACUUUAGUACAAAGAAGCUGUAAUACUUUUACUCAUAACUUUUUGCCAAUAGAAAGUCGAUUCCACUAAAUGACCCAUCAUUUUGAAGCGUAUAAUGUGGAGAAUAAGAAUAUAUUAACAAGUCGAUUUUCAUUUUUCGGUCAUUGAUGCUGGUUUUGGGAGAGCAAGCCUCAUAUUAGCAUUUUAUACUUAACACAGCAUCAGAAAUUUGCAAAUUUUCAAUGCAGCAGUGACAGAGAAUAUGUGACUACCAUAAUUAUUUGGAGGCUUUUGUUCGUCACUUUGUUUGAGAGUGGUGCUUUACAGUGCUAUACUGGUGCCAUGUAUUGGACUUAGCCUGUCUCCCUUGCUGCAAUCAUUAGUAUUAAUUUCAAUGUGAGAAAUGUUAUUUAAUAUUACGCCUGAUGAUACAACAAAUCUAAGAAAGUUGGGAAUAAUGUUUAUUCAGAAUUUAAUCUGUAUCUCUUUAGCCCAUGUCAAGGCUAUCAAAUUUUAUUUGACAAAGACAUGUGACAUGCCUAAAUAAUAUGGUUAUGAUGACAUCACAUCAUGGCCAUAUAUAGGUACAUCAUGGCUAUAUAUGGGCAUACAACAGUUUUUUUGUCAAACAAAAUUUGAUAAUCUGGACAUCGCUUAAUAAAUGCAGCAACACUUAUUCAAGUGGGGCGCUUAGCAAAAAAGUAUGUUUGGUUUGGCAAUCAGUCGAGAACAGAGAGCUUAUUUGAGAGAGCUGCUUUUUGUUGUCAUGUAUGGUACCUAAGCUAUGUCAGACCACAACACUGUCAGAUGUCCAAUUUGAAUAUUUAACAAAGUUGAAGUUAGUUAAAAUCUAGCUAGGCUCUGUCUCCACUGGAAUUUUAUAGUAUACCUUUUUAAAUGGUUAAUUCACUGCUACAGAAACAUGGCUUUAGUAACAAUGUUUUCCAUUAAAAAACUUGUGAACUUACUAAUAUGAUAUACAGUAAGUAGUUUCUGUACAUAAAAUGUAUUAUAGAAAUAAACCUAUGCUAGUCUGUUGUGAAUUUACAAAACAAUUAUGUUGUGAUUCAUUUUAAUUUUUAUAUUAAUAUAUAUUAUUUAAUAUUUUAUUAUUGAGUACUGAAACAUAAUAGAGGGGUGCCUGGUCUCCUGUGAGUCACCGGGAGACUAGCGGAAAUAGGCACGGUCUUCUGCACUUAAGAGAAAUUCAUGAUGUUUGCAUACAGCAGAACCCCUAUAGUAUUAAAGGCGCGCUCAAGAGAAAUUCAUGAUGUUUGCAUACAGUAGAACCCCUAUAGUAUUAAGGGCGCGCUCUAGAGAAAUUCAUGAUGUUUGCAUACAGUAGAACCCCUAUAGUAUUAAGGGCACGCUCAAGAGAAAUUCAUGUUGUUUGCAUACAGUAGAAUCCCUAUAGUAUUAAGGGGACACCAUCAGGACCAAAAAAGUGUCCCUCUUAAUAGGGGUCUCCCCUGAAUAUGGGUUGGCCGCAGUGUUUCAAGAUAUAUAUUUUUCCCAGUUUCGUGGCCAAAAAAAUGUCUCCUUAAUAGAGGUGCCUUUAGUGAUUCUACUGUAUUUAUGUCCCUGACAACAGUUGGCCAUGGGUUUUAGGGCCUACCAUGCACAACAAAAUGCAAUUAGAUGUGUUAUGAAACCUCAUUAAGCCAUAUCUCCUAGAAGCGGCUUCUGUUAACUUUAAACUGCAUAAUACACUGAAUAAAAAUCAAAAAAUUUAUAACAGUA
Messenger RNA from Anneissia japonica, 10313 nucleotides. RefSeq names its product regulator of G-protein signaling 12-like. The record is from RefSeq and is a predicted model, not a curated record. Lineage: Eukaryota; Metazoa; Echinodermata; Crinoidea; Comatulida; Comatulidae. The coding region runs from base 672 to 5615 and encodes 1647 amino acids. The transcript has 16 exons. Gene Ontology annotation, molecular function: GTPase activator activity; protein binding. Gene Ontology annotation, biological process: signal transduction.